Bufo bufo (common toad) is the source of this 2357-nucleotide messenger RNA. RefSeq names its product SMAD family member 4 (gene SMAD4). Gene Ontology annotation, cellular component: heteromeric SMAD protein complex. The transcript is spliced from 12 exons. Gene Ontology annotation, biological process: BMP signaling pathway; anatomical structure morphogenesis; transforming growth factor beta receptor signaling pathway. Bases 208 to 1863 code for a protein of 551 amino acids. Gene Ontology annotation, molecular function: RNA polymerase II cis-regulatory region sequence-specific DNA binding; I-SMAD binding; DNA-binding transcription factor activity, RNA polymerase II-specific. The record is from RefSeq and is a predicted model, not a curated record. NCBI's taxonomy places the organism in Eukaryota, Metazoa, Chordata, Amphibia, Anura, Bufonidae.
CUCCUCCCACCAUCCUGCUCAGUGUCCCGGAUGUAGCCGCCGCUGGAGGUGUUGCCCACGCUUGACCCGGGAGGGUUUGUUGUCUGCGGCCUUUGCCGCUCGGUGAAUCCCGGGAGGUGAAGCGGAGGUUCCGGUGUCGGAGCCCGGGCCGGAGGCUCGACAGCGGAAAUUCUGAACUGAGGAGGGAAUCUGGUUUCUCGUGGCAAUAUGUCCAUCACCAACACCCCCACAAGCAAUGACGCCUGUCUGAGCAUUGUCCACAGCCUGAUGUGUCACCGCCAGGGGGGCGAGAGCGAGACUUUUGCGAAGCGAGCCAUUGAGAGUUUAGUAAAGAAGCUCAAGGAGAAGAAGGAUGAAUUGGAUUCACUGAUUACCGCGAUCACUACAAAUGGAGCCCAUCCCAGUAAAUGUGUCACUAUCCAGAGGACCUUAGACGGACGGCUUCAGGUCGCGGGUAGGAAAGGUUUUCCUCAUGUGAUCUAUGCCCGUCUCUGGAGGUGGCCAGAUCUUCACAAGAAUGAACUGAAACAUGUGAAAUACUGUCAGUAUGCAUUUGAUCUGAAGUGCGACAGUGUAUGUGUGAAUCCUUAUCACUACGAGCGUGUUGUGUCCCCAGGAAUAGACUUGUCCGGGCUGACCAUUCAAAGUACAGCUCCGUCUAGCUUACUUGUGAAGGACGAGUAUGGCCAUGACUAUGUGGACGCACAGCAGAGUAUCUCAUCCUCUGAUGGACAUUCAAUACAGACCAUCCAGCACCCGCCAAGUAACAGGUCAUCCAGCGAGAGCUACAGCAAUUCGUCAAUGCUGGCAUCAAGUGAGCCCAGCACGCCCAAUGCCUCCAGCUUCUCCAGCAUCCCUGUCCCUUCUACAAGUCAGCCCACCAGUUUAUUGGCAGCAUCGCACGGUGAAGGACUGCUGCAGAUCGCCUCCGUGCCUCCUCAGGGGACACAGCCGAACGGCUUCAACGCUCAGCCAGCCACAUAUCAUCACAUAGACAGUACCACAACCUGGACUGGAAGUAGAACCGCACCUUACACACCCAAUAUGUCUCACCACCAGAAUGGACAUCUUCAGCAUCAUCCACCCAUGCCCCAUCCUGGACAUUACUGGCCUGUGCAUAAUGAGCUCGCGUUCCAGCCUCCGAUCUCCAAUCACCCAGCCCCCGAGUAUUGGUGCUCUAUUGCAUACUUUGAAAUGGAUGUUCAGGUGGGAGAAACCUUCAAAGUCCCAUCAAGCUGCCCCAUUGUUACUGUCGAUGGCUAUGUAGACCCUUCUGGUGGAGAUCGGUUCUGCUUGGGACAGCUGUCCAAUGUUCACCGGACAGAAGCCAUCGAGAGAGCAAGGUUACACAUAGGGAAAGGUGUCCAACUGGAGUGUAAAGGAGAAGGUGAUGUCUGGGUGCGAUGUCUCAGUGACCAUGCAGUGUUUGUACAGAGCUACUACCUGGAUAGAGAGGCAGGACGAGCCCCCGGGGACGCAGUCCACAAGAUAUAUCCCAGCGCUUACAUUAAGGUGUUUGAUUUACGCCAGUGUCACAGACAGAUGCAGCAGCAGGCGGCCACGGCGCAAGCUGCAGCUGCAGCUCAAGCGGCAGCCGUAGCGGGGAAUAUACCCGGACCAGGAUCUGUGGGCGGGAUUGCACCAGCAAUUAGUCUUUCUGCCGCCGCAGGGAUCGGUGUCGAUGAUCUCCGGAGACUUUGUAUCCUGCGGAUGAGCUUUGUGAAGGGCUGGGGUCCUGAUUACCCAAGGCAGAGUAUAAAGGAGACCCCCUGCUGGAUAGAAAUUCACUUGCACCGCGCUCUGCAGCUCCUGGAUGAAGUCCUCCACACCAUGCCCAUUGCAGACCCGCAGCCACUGGACUGAUGAGCAGGACGCCAUCGAAUGUAUCGCUUACAUUGUGUCGAAGGCGGACUGAAAUCACAGUCAUUUGUAAUCAUGAAAAUAUAUAUAAAUAGAUAUAUAUAUAUAAAUAUAUGCACAUAUCUUCUCCCACUUCAGGGUGGAAUUCAACAUUUUUUUGUGCCCCGUUUUUUCCCAGCAAAACAGCAGUUUUAUUAUUUUUUUUUUUUUUUUGCUGUGGAAUCUGCAUAGAGAUGACAUGAAUAGGAUGUAUGCAGUGAAGGUGCAAUCAAUGCCUCGUGCGGAGGAGGGGGGGGGGGGGGGGGGUGGCCGCAAUAACCUUUAAAGCGGGACCGGGAAAAUACUUUUUAACCCAUUUGGUGCUACAGAGAUGCGUAUUUCUGGAGCAAUGUUCCAAAAACUUGUGAAUUAGCAUCUUCGGUGACUGCACCGUAGUCCUUAGGAGGAGUUGUUGUUUUUUACUCCACAUCACUGAAUGCUAACGUUCUGCUCCUCUA